Molecule: messenger RNA, 2169 nt
Organism: Cordyceps fumosorosea ARSEF 2679
Lineage: Eukaryota; Fungi; Ascomycota; Sordariomycetes; Hypocreales; Cordycipitaceae
Product: cryptochrome DASH
Exons: 2
Coding region: 1-2169 (722 amino acids)
Biological process (GO): photoreactive repair
Molecular function (GO): deoxyribodipyrimidine photo-lyase activity; FAD binding; damaged DNA binding
Source: RefSeq, a predicted model, not a curated record
AUGUCUGCAAGCAGAGUGCUCGUCUAUCUGCUGCGCCGCGAUCUGAGAGUUUCCGAUAAUCCCGUUUUCCAUCGUCUUGCCACAGCUUCGGAUCAUGACUUUACUCACCUCCUCCCAGUCGUGGUCCUGCCACCCGAUCAGAUUGAGACGUCGGGCUUCCUCAGCCCUGGUCAAAUCUCUCCCUUUCCACUAGCCAAGAGCAAAGUCGGCAAAUUCUGGCGAUGUGGUCCUCAUCGAGCAAAGUUCCUUGCCGAAGCUGUUUGGAAUCUCAAAGACACCCUGGUCUCACGUCACAGUGGUCUCAUCGUCCGCAUGGGAGUACCAGCCGACAUCGUCCGCGGUAUUAUCCAACACAUCCAAUCCUCGGGUAACGCCGCUGUUUCCGCUGUCUGGAUGACCGAUGACGUUCCUUUCGAGGAGAGACGACAUCAAGAUGACAUCUCUGCCCUGUGCGACAGAUUCAGUAUUGACUUCACCCUCAUCCCUGACGAGAAGUAUUAUAUUGACGAUCGCGACCUCGACAUUGCAACCCAGGAGUUGCCGGAUGUAUUCACAACCUACCGCAAGGCACAAGAACCGCUACGCGACAAGCCUCGCCCCGUGUAUCCCAAGUCCAAGUCUCAUUUGCCUCCAUUCCCACCGGAGGCACUGAUACCGCCGCAGCCCAUGCCUUUCCAGGUUCCAGAUGAUCUCGACGGCUUUGUAAAAUGCUUAUCGAAACCCCUCAUCUUCGAGCUACCCAGUCCACCAAUCCUACCCAACGACGCCGAAUCUGCCCAUCCUUUUAUUGGUGGUGAGCAGAGUGCGAUGGAUCGCCUGCAGCAUUUGAUUAAAUCAGGAGCCAUGUCUUCCUACUCUGAUACAAGGAAUGGUCUACUUGGCCCUGAUUUCAGCACCAAGCUCUCCGCAUUCCUGUGCCUAGGCUGCCUAACUGCCCGGCAAAUACACAGUGAACUUGUCAAAUUCGAGGAUGGCACCGAUUCGCAGUAUGAAGAUGCCCCUGGAUACGGCCAAGGCGAAAAUAAUGGCACCAAGGCCAUUCGCUUGGAGCUUCUCUGGCGCGAUUAUAUGCGACUUUGCACCAAAAAAUUCGGCGUAAAGCUGUUUGGUGCGUCUGGGUUCCGACAAGUUGGCCAGUACUCCAAGAAAUGGAAGACAGCUAGCCCAGCCGUCGCCAGCCCAGGUCAAGAUCCUUCUCCGCAAAGAAUUUCUGAAAUGAUACAGCGAUUUUUACAAGGCGACACUGGAAUGGGCCUUAUAGACGCCUCCCAGCGGGAACUUUUCCUCACCGGGUAUACAUCCAAUAGAGCGAGACAGAACGUCGCCAGCUUCUUCGCAAAGCAUUUGGAUAUUGACUGGCGCUACGGAGCCGAAUGGUAUGAAUGCAUGUUGAUUGAUUAUGACGCUUCAUCUAACUGGGCCAAUUGGCAAUACGUUGCCGGCGUUGGCAACGAUCCGCGUGGUGAUGCCCGUAUAUUUAACCCCGUCAAGCAAGCUUUCGACUAUGACAAGCAAGGAGAAUACGUGCGCACUUGGAUCCCCGAAGUACGUGGCUUUGAAAACAUUGAAAAUGUGUUUCAAGCAUGGACGGCGACACGCGAGGAGCUCGAGAAGCUGAACCUGACCAACAACAUCAUGGUCACAGACCCGCUCAAGAAGAUAGAAUUCACCGUCGACCGCAAGCCCAAGUCACAAAGGCGACCAUUUGUCCGAGGAAGGGGAUCCGUAAAUGGACGAGGCGGGAGACGUGGCGGUGGUGGCUCAUCUGGCUUUGGUCGUGGAGGCAUGCCCAUGCCCAUGCCGGUGCAGGUUGUUCCCGCACCGAUGGAGGGUAUGGUGCCAGGUGGGCUUCCAACGGGUCUGCCGAUGUAUGGAGCAGCCGGUAUGCCAUACGACCAGCAAGGCUACGCGUGGAGCCCGCCCCCCAUGGGUAUGCCGCCGCCUAUGCAUCAUGGAGGGCCACCCCCUCACCACUGGGCUGCCAAUGCCGGUGCACCAGUGGUGAGCAGCGGCUGGGUCUCCGGAGGGCGGCCUGUGUUCAAUGAUUAUAACAACAUGCAAGGGGGAAUGCCGCCACCGGCCAUGCAAUACCGGGGCCGGGGCAACGGACGCGGCGGCUACCCACCCGGAAGAGUGCAUCAGGGCAGGGGAACAUACAUGCCUAACUAA